This is a messenger RNA of Solanum dulcamara, 1174 nucleotides long. RefSeq names its product agamous-like MADS-box protein AGL8 homolog. Gene Ontology annotation, biological process: positive regulation of transcription by RNA polymerase II. The transcript is spliced from 8 exons. Bases 195 to 947 code for a protein of 250 amino acids. Gene Ontology annotation, molecular function: DNA-binding transcription factor activity, RNA polymerase II-specific; protein dimerization activity; RNA polymerase II cis-regulatory region sequence-specific DNA binding. Gene Ontology annotation, cellular component: nucleus. Lineage: Eukaryota; Viridiplantae; Streptophyta; Magnoliopsida; Solanales; Solanaceae. The record is from RefSeq and is a predicted model, not a curated record.
UUUACAUCUGGGAUAAUUUUUCACAGCAAAAAUCAUUUUGGAUACUAAAGAGAGAAACAUACCAUCAUUGACUCUACUCUCUACACCACUUCUCUCUCUUUUUCUCUAUUUGAUAUAUAGAUAUCUAGUAGAAUUGAAUAUAUAUUACAAAAAAACUUUAUUGUUAUUAUCGAAAAAUUAAAAUUAUCGAAAAUAUGGGGAGAGGAAGAGUGCAGCUGAAGAGAAUAGAGAACAAAAUAAACCGGCAAGUGACUUUCUCGAAACGUCGAUCCGGUUUGCUGAAGAAAGCCCAUGAGAUCUCUGUGCUUUGUGAUGCUGAGGUUGGUUUGAUUGUUUUUUCCACUAAAGGAAAACUCUUUCAAUAUACCAAUGAUUCCUGCAUGGAAAGGAUACUUGAAAGAUAUGAAAGAUACUCAUUUGCUGAGAGGCAGCUUGUUCCUACUGAUCAUACCUCCCCGGGAAGCUGGACUCUGGAACAUGCAAAACUUAAGGCGAGACUUGAGGUUCUGCAGAGGAACCAAAAGCAUUACGUAGGAGAAGAUUUGGAAUCGUUAAGUAUGAAAGAACUUCAGAAACUGGAACAACAACUUGAUUCUUCUCUUAAACACAUUCGAUCAAGAAAGAACCAACUGAUGCAUGAGUCUAUUUCUGUGCUUCGAAAAAAGGACAAAGCAUUGCAGGAGCAAAACAACCAGCUUUCCAAGAAGGUGAAGGAGAGGGAGAAAGAAGGGGCACAGCAAUAUCAGUGGGAUCAGCAGAACCAUGAAAUCAACUCAUCUACAUUUGUUUUGCCACAACAAUUGGACUCUCCUUACCUUGGGGAAGCAUACCGGAGUAGUAAUGGAGUAGAUAAUGGGGAAGUAGAAGAAGGUAAUUCUUCACAGCAGCAAGCUGCAGCUAAUAAUACUGUGAUGCCACAAUGGAUGCUUCGUCAUCUGAAUGGCUAAAAGUAAAAUUAAUUAAUACUUGAUGGUCACUAUAUAUCAACCUAGGUAUAUAUAUAUAUUUUGAUGCCACAAUAUAUUUUGUCUAAACGUACUUUAAUUCAUAUAUGUUAUAAGAAAAAGACAUGCUACAAUAUAGAUAGAUUGUUGUAAAAACAGUAUAUAUGUUAAAAUGAACUUUAAUGUAUCAGCCUUCUUGCCUUGAUUUAACUAAAUAUAUUCUCAAUGAA